AUGGCUUUUUUCGAUGAACAGAGUUCACGUUCCCGCUCAUCCCGUGAGCGUCACAAAGGAGGUCACACCCACUGCGACUCCUGCUACACGCGCCGCUGCAGAGCCCGGGUCGAGCCCUCUGUCUGCUGUCCGCUCAGUACCUGUCGCCUCCUGUGUGGGGCGCUCUUCCACCUGUGUAAAGAGGAGGACCACCUACUGCUCUGUCCCAAUGUCCGUGUCCCAUGUAUCAAUGCUGAGUUUGGCUGCCCCCUCCAAAUGCCCCGUUCGUCCAGGGCAGAGCACCUCCAGUACUGCCCUGCCAGUGUGGUCUCCUGCUCCAUGGAGUGGCUUAGGUGGCCUGUAGAUGAAACAAACCCAAACAGUUUUUUGGUUUUACAAGAAAAUCUGCUGAAAGAGAGAUGUGAGCAGCAUGAAGAGGCACUGGAUAUCAGUUUGGCGUUGGUGGAUCAGGCAGACUUAUAUUCACGACUUAAAAUGAAGCCACUGUUCCCAGAACUAAUGGAGGAGGAGGAGGAGGAGAAGAAAGAGGAGGAGGAGAAGAAAGAGGAGAGCGCAGUAGGAGGGACUCUGUAUGGGGAGGCUGAGGCAGAGCAACCAUCUUUGCCUGCCCCUGUGAGUGAGCCUGCCCUAGAGGAACCAGUGAAAAUGUCUCGCAGCCAGAUGUUAGGCCUCAUCAAAGAGAAGAGCAGCAUUAUGGACAUGAUGUUUGGGAUGGAGCGAGGAGCAUGCACCGUGGCUGAGUCAAAACAAGAUGAGCCAGCACAGAAAGACAAAACAAGAGAGAAGGAAGAGGAUAAAACUCAAAUUUCAAGGGCAAAAAGUGAGGAUCCAGAGAAUCAUGGAGCUGCUGCUGAGGCUCCUGAAGUGGACACUAGUAAAACAGGACAUGCCCCAUGGCAGCAGGGGGUGCUAGAGAGAAUUGGGAAGGAGCUGACCCCUCAGGAGUUUAACAUGUACAUAGUGCACCAUGGACGCAUGCUGAUGGCGUUCGGACAAAUCGAGGCCUGUACUCCGAGAGAGAGAGACUUUGUUUAUGGCAGUUUGGAACCUAUUCCAGUCCAGACAGUUCGCACUUUCAAGGUCCCAGACAGUUAUCACUACAGAUAUAGAGCUCAUUUAUACGACACUGCGGCUCGAGUUCAGACUGAGACUCGGGAGACGGACACCUCAGACCUGUGCUCCUCUGAGGACCAGUGGUUCAGCGAUGAGGCCAAACUCACACUACUGGGAUAUGCUGAGAGGGAGGUCAUGGGCCACAAGAUCUGUGAGAUAAAGGCUUCAGAUGGACUCUACGUUGACGAGGGCACACAGACUUUUUCUUUCCGCUCAGCUCCGUUCACCUCAAAAACCAAACUGUCUGAUGUCAUAUCAGAUACAGACCGGACAACCAUACUUCACCUACAGCUUCAGGCCGAACCUGUGAACAGUCGAAACAACCGAGUGAGCGCCUUCGCCUUCGUCUGUGGACAUGUUUUCCACCGCAGGGAAUACCCCACCCAUGUCAGAAAUGUUCAUUGUGAUAUCCACACUGGGCUCAGCGGUUGGUUCCAGCAGAGAUGUCCUUUGUCUUAUCUAGGAUGCACUUUCAGCUGCAUGAGGUUUCAGCCAUCAACUCACAAAGCUAACGUCACCUACAACCAUGAGCUGAAGACUUUUAACCUCCGCCCUGCUCCUGUCUGCCCUCUAUGGAAUGACUCUCAAACUGCAGGAGAGGACCCUCUGAGCUCCCUGCCAUAUGAGGUGCUGUGUCACGUGGCCAGUUUCCUGGACAGUCUGUCUCUAUCUCAGCUCGCCCUGGUGUCUCGCCUCAUGAGGCAAGUGUGCUCCUCUCAGCUGCAGGACAGGGGCAUAAUCACCCUACGCUGGGACAGGACCAGCAGUUCACGAGGAAAGAGCCAGUGGCGGGCAAAACCUGUUUGGGAGUUCAGUCACCUCUUUUCCAAAGUGGAUUCUUGGCACUUUUCAGAAAUGUCUCCCAUCUCAUCUCAUCUAAAAAUCUGUCCAUUUUAUGAGCAGCACGUUCACAGUGCCCGUGUCCCUCUGCCCAGUUUGAGCUCAAAACAGAAGAACAGCACACACAAACCAACUCUGGUUGAUCACUUCACCAAAAACAAAAAAUUAUAAAAAAAAAAAAAAAUCUGCAUUUUGUUUUGAGAUGGUGUUUUGAGACAUUCUGUUUUGCUAGUUUUUGUCUUUAAAGUGCACUUUUCCUUGUAUUUUCCUGCUGAUGGCUCUAAUAGUAUUAUGCAAUAUAUUGUUGAAUUAAUAAUGUAAAAAAUACAGAUAUAUGAAAUGUAUUUUAUUUUUUUCUGAUUUGCAUUACACAUUAGCUUUGAUCUCAAAAGUGGGUCACUGAGAAGAUUAAAGCAUUAAAACAGCCCAUUGAAAAAAUGAAAUGACAAUAGGCCUAUGCAUAUCAACAAAACAACAAAUAUAGCCACAAGCAGCAAUAAUCAGCCCACAUAAUAACUGAAUAUGAUAGUCUUGUAAUAAACCAGUGUUUCCUUUCCUGUUGUAUUUUGCCUUUGGGUCUAGUGAGAAUUGUGAUGAGAUCAUUUUCCAUUUUUUAUCAUUGGUUAUUUGGUUGGUUAUUUAUUCAUCACUAGGGCAAAACUCUAAGAAAUAUGGCACUGACACUUUGAUCAAGCAAAAUUUCAGACAUUUUUCAAAAAUCUAAACUUUUUUUUAUCAGCAUAUGGGGUAAAGUUAAAACUAAAUUUCACUGAGUGUAUAGCACUCACUGUUGGUAAAGCAAUAGGGGCUUGGGCUCUAUAGGGGUUCGGCCCUAGAUUGUUCAUAUGCUGUUCCUUUUAGGAUGAUAUUGCAAUAUAGUGGUUAUAUCAAAUUUCAUGAUUCAGAGCUGUGGUACCUGACUUCUCCAUAGAUCAUAUUGUAAAAGCAGCUCAUAAUGAAAAAUCUGAACACUACGUCAUCUUGCAUAUAUUGGUAAAAUAUUUUAACAAUCACAGAUCUGAAAUAAACAGUCUGAUACGUCACUAAAAUUGUUUUGAGCAAUGCAUUAGCAUCAAACAGGAAGUGGACACUCCAGCAAAAAACAACAUAGUGCACGUUUAAGGGGCAAUCAUUAGGCCAAAAAGGAACUGAACAAUUUUUUUAUAGUCAAAAUUGGUAUAUUUAGAUUUUCACGAUAAAGGUAAAUGCAUUUGA
Molecule: messenger RNA, 3168 nt
Organism: Boleophthalmus pectinirostris (great blue-spotted mudskipper)
Lineage: Eukaryota; Metazoa; Chordata; Actinopteri; Gobiiformes; Gobiidae
Product: F-box only protein 40-like
Cellular component (GO): cytoplasm
Molecular function (GO): zinc ion binding; protein binding; ubiquitin protein ligase activity
Source: RefSeq, a predicted model, not a curated record